Lactuca virosa is the source of this 2943-nucleotide messenger RNA. The record is from the annotation of a GenBank genome assembly. NCBI's taxonomy places the organism in Eukaryota, Viridiplantae, Streptophyta, Magnoliopsida, Asterales, Asteraceae.
CCCCACAUCACUCGCAGACCCCUUCCUCUUUUCAUCUCCCUGCUUCUUCUAUCCCUCUUCUUCCAGCCGAAUGCUGUCAUUGUUCGUCAUCUCUCUCACACACACACGCAAAACACACUCUAAAAACCCUUUUUUUUCAAUCUUCUUCAAGAUCUAACAACUGUUUUUUUCAUUAGAUCUCUGUAUCUUUCUCUAGUUCACUCGGUUUCUGUAUCUACAACUCAUUUGCUUCUGAUUUUCGCCGCAUUUUAUGGAUCUACAUUGCGGACUCGACGGAGGUCUUUGUCGGUGGAUUUCACUACAAGAGCAAAACCCUAGCUUGGAGUUCAGUGUUGCAUUGUUAAAUCAAGCUUUAGCGUUUUGACAAUGGUGUUUAUGUGUUCGAUUACAAAAUGUCUACUACUGUGAUGCUGUUGUUUAUUUUUCCUCUUCUCACUCUCGGUUCUCCUACAGUUAGUUACGGCAUUCCUUUCCUGAACAUCAAUUUAUCUCCUUCUCUACUGCCAAGCCAACCUCUGUUUGUGAGGAAACAUGAUUUUGAACAUCUCAAAGUGAGGUUCAUGUCAAUGAGUGCAACAAUUCCAUCUAUAGCAUCACAUAUACAUCCACCCGUGGCCUUUACAAAACCUUCAAAUGUACCUGCUGCUCCUUCUCCUUCUCCAACAAUUCAAGGCCCUGUUGCUAGCCCUCCUGUUGGCAGCUCAAGAAGGCGACAUCACCAUCAUUUUCGUAAUGGGAAGAUCACCCAUGCAGUCUCUCCAUCUCCAUCCCCUGUACCAGGUUGCGAUCAAACCUGUUCUGAGCCACUGACUUCAACUCCCAUUGGAUCACCAUGCGGUUGUGUUUUUCCAAUGAAAGUCAGACUGCUUUUACAAGUUUCCGUGUAUGCGGUCUUUCCCGUUGUGAAUGAGCUUGAAAUCGAGAUUGCAACAGGCACUUACUUAACACAAAGCCAAGUGGUCAUAACAGGUGCCAGUGCUGAUAGUCAAAAUCAAGAAAAAACAGCAGUUGAUAUAAACUUAGUUCCAUUAGGAGAAAAAUUCGAUAACACCACUGCUUUACUCACAUACGAUAAGAUUUGGCGCAAGAAACUCUCUUUAAAUAGAACCCUUUUUGGAGAUUAUGAGGUUGUAUAUAUCACUUAUCCAGGGCUUCCUUCUUCACCGCCAUAUGGAGAUGGAGAUCACCCCGGGAGUGGACCAAAUGGAAGUCCUGGAAACAGACAGAUCCCUCUCACUGCAACUUUUGUAGGAAAAAGUCAGAACAUGAACCCUAAAACCAUUUUUGUUAUUACUUUAUCUGCAGUGGUACUCUUGGUUGUUUGCCUUGCAGCAAUUUCUGUCUUCUUAAAGUACAGAAGGGUUGGUAGAUCAUCAAAUGCUGUGGGUCCUGUUUUCGCAACCCCAUCUAGCAAAAGACGUGGACUUGGAGCAAUGUUAUCAGGCGAUCCAUAUUCAAACUCCACGUUAUCCAUUGUCUCUGCCAUGCCUGCCUCCCUCCUCUCUGUGAAAACCUUCACACUAGCCGAACUUGACAAGGCCACUGAAAAGUUCAGUUCCAAGAAGAUCUUGGGUGAAGGAGGAUUUGGAUGUGUUUAUCAUGGAAUCAUAGAAGAUGGAUCUGAAGUUGCUGUAAAGUUACUGAAUAGAGAUAACAACCAAAACGGUGAUCGUGAAUUCAUUGCAGAAGUCGAGAUGCUAAGCCGCUUACAUCACCGUAACCUUGUAAAACUCAUCGGUAUAUGCAUUGAAGGCCGCACACGCUGCUUGGUUUAUGAACUCGUUCCUAAUGGCAGCGUUGAGUCUCAUUUGCAUGGUGUGGAUAAGGAGAGAGGGCCUCUUGAUUGGGAUGGUAGGUUGAAGAUUGCUCUUGGUGCAGCGAGAGAUUUUGGGUUAGCAAGAGAAGCCACAGAAGGGAGUAGUCAUAUUUCUACCCGUGUCAUGGGAACUUUCGGUUAUGUUGCGCCUGAGUAUGCGAUGACAGGGCAUCUACUAGUGAAAAGCGACGUGUACAGUUAUGGUGUUGUGCUUCUGGAGCUUCUUUCCGGAAGAAAACCAGUGGACAUGUCGCAACCACCAGGUGAAGAAAACCUCGUGACGUGGGCCCGCCCGCUUCUCACAACCCGAGAAGGACUACAACAGUUAGUGGACCCGAGUUUAUUCGGGACCUACGACUUCGAUGACAUGGCAAAAGUGGCAGCAAUCGCAUCCAUGUGUGUGCACCCGGAGGUAAAUCAAAGGCCGUUCAUGGGUGAAGUAGUCCAAGCCUUAAAGCUCAUAUACAACGACAAAGAUGAAGUGUGUGGGGACAGUACUACACAAAGGGAUUCUUCAGUUGUGGAGUCGGACUUCAAAGGCGGUGAUCAAGUCCCUUCCGACAGCAGUUGGUGGAACGCCGGCGGUGGUGCCACCCCGCGGUUGACUUACGGUCAAACCUCUUCGUUCAUGACAAUGGAUUAUAGCUCGGGCCCACUUGAAGAGAUGGAUAACAGAGCGUUUUCAGCUUCGAGUUUUGAUGGUGGGGUCGGUUUGGGGCCGUCGGUUAGUCAUGGGAACAGGUCGGGCCCGCUUAGGACGGUUAGGAGCAAACCGUUGUUUUAUAGAUCCAAGGGAAGUAUGAGUGAACAUGGUGGACUACUCUCAAAGCCUUUUUGGAGUGAAGCUUCCUUUUAACCAAAGGAAAAGAAAGACUGUUGUGUUGUUUGAUUUUCAAGUGUACAGAACCAAAAGCCAAGGGCCUUGAUGACGAAGUUGAGUAAGAAGUAACAAGUGUAGGUAGGGGUUUGUUGUAUGAAAUGGAAUGAAGUGAGGUUUGAUGGCUUAUAUUUAUUUAUAUAUGAGGAAAAGGGGGAGGGACAAAAUGGGGAUUGUAGUUUUUGACAAUCUUGAUUUCAUUAUAAUACAAUUCGAAGCUGGAUAGUAUAGUAGGUGUGGUGAUUGGUGU